AUGGCUCCUCGCUCGCUCAAAGCAGGCCUUCUGGCUGGCCUUGUUGCCUACCUGGCUGGCUCCCUGCCUCUUGCCGCCGCCGCCCGCCCGCCAGCUGGCUUCCGCGCGGAGAACGCCCUCAGCACCCGCGCCCCUAGCUGCGAUACUAUCAAGUGCGGCUGGGGGCAGGUCUGCCAGCCUUCGGUGGAUGGGACAAAGGCCCGUUGCGUCGAUGUCCCGCCCGAGGGCCUGUGCGGCACCAUCGCCUGCCCUCCCGGUACGGAGUGCUGCAACCCCUUUCUGGGCAUCUGCAUCAAGCCCGGCAGUGCCUGCCCCCGGGCUGUUUCCGAGGACUUGGAGACCCGCCAGACCGCGCAGAAGUGCGGGCACGUCCUCUGCGAGACCGGCACUGUGUGCUGCAACGCGAGCUGCGGCAUCUGCGUCAAGCCCGGCGGCGUCUGCACCCAGCAAAUCUGCCGGGAGAAGGGGAAGUGUGGGUCCGUCACCUGCGAGGCCGGCACUGUGUGCUGCAACCCUAGCUGCGGCAUCUGCGUCAAGCCUGGUGGGUUCUGUACCCAGCAGAUCUGCGCGGACAAGCAGGCCCAGUAA
Molecule: messenger RNA, 588 nt
Organism: Gaeumannomyces tritici R3-111a-1
Lineage: Eukaryota; Fungi; Ascomycota; Sordariomycetes; Magnaporthales; Magnaporthaceae
Exons: 1
Coding region: 1-588 (195 amino acids)
Source: RefSeq, a predicted model, not a curated record